AUGGAACAACGCCUACUUCGAGACACAACCAAAGCUUCCCUGUACCGCGAUUUUCUCACAGAAUAUGAAACCCUCGGUCAUAUGACCAAAGUUACACCCGCCGAAAUUGUUACAUCAAACCAAGUUUACUAUAUCCCGCAUCAUGCUGUCCUACGCGACAGCAGUGCAACCACACGACUCCGAGUAGUCUUCAACGCAUCUUGCCGUACUUCAAACGGGAUGUCGUUGAACGAUCAUAUGCUCAUUGGCCCUAAACUGCAAAGGGACUUAGCCACGGUCAUCAUGCAGUGGCGCCAAUACCGUUACGUAUUUACCGCCGACAUUACUAAAAUGUACCGGCAAAUUUUAGUCGAUUCACGCGACACCAACUACCAACGCAUUGUAUGGCGACCGAACUCCGGUGAACCAAUCACGGAGUACCUUCUUCUCACAGUAACCUACGGCACAGCUGCCGCUCCAUAUUUGCCCUCCGAGUCUUGGAUCAGCUUGUAG
Messenger RNA from Cyphomyrmex costatus, 492 nucleotides. RefSeq lists its product as uncharacterized. Bases 1 to 492 code for a protein of 163 amino acids. Lineage: Eukaryota; Metazoa; Arthropoda; Insecta; Hymenoptera; Formicidae. The record is from RefSeq and is a predicted model, not a curated record. The transcript has a single exon.